UCUUCGCCCCCGGUGUCACCGCAGCCCUGUCGCCUCCCCGGUGAGGUACCCCCUGGUGCCAUGUCUGCCUCCGGAGAUCCAGGCCAGGCCCCAGGUGACCAGGAUAGCCCCCUGGAUGAGGCAGGGGCAUGGGCCCCGGCGGCUGGAAGCGGCAACGAUGUGGCCGGCGGCAACAUGGUGGCCUCUGGAGAUGGGGUGCCGGCGGGUGGAGACGAGAUGGCCAGAGACGGAGUGGCUGGUGGUGAUGAGGUGGCCGUUGGUGAUGGUGUGGCUGGUGGAGAGGAGAUCGCCCGAGACGGAGGUGGAAUAGCCAGAGAUGGAGACGAGGUAGCCCGAGAUGGGGACAUAGUGGCCAGAGACGGAGAAUGGGUGGCGGGGGGCAGAGAUGGAGUAGAUGGUGAUGGAGUGGCUAGAGAUGGAGACUGGGUAGUCGGCGAUGGAGACAUAGUGGCCGGUGGUGACUGGGUGGGUGGAGGCGGAGUUGCCGGCGGAGACUGGUUGGCCGGAGGUGGAGACGGAGUCGCUGGCGGAGACUGGAUGGCCGGAGGUGUUGGUGGAGUGGCCGAUGGAGAAUGGGUGGCCGGAGGAGGAGAUGGAAUGGCCGGCGGAGACUGGGUGGCCGGAGACGAAGUGGCCGGAGGUGGAGACAGAGCGGUCGGCGGCGUAGAAGGAGUGGCCGGAGGCGGAGACGGGGUGGCCGGUGACCCCGGGCCCCUCCCUGCCGAGGCUGCCGGUGCAGCUGCAGCUGAGCCCGCAGAAGGCCUCGGGCAGGAGGCGGUGGGUCCCGACGGCGGGAGAGCCCUCGAGGCGGGCGAGGACUCGGACUCGGACUCGGACUUCAGGCCGGCGGACGAAGACGGCGUGGAAGAGCUGGAGGCCGCUGUGGGUGUGCUGGUGGAUGCCCACGAUUUCCCAGUGGUGGGCUUCCGCUUUAUGUUCUUGGAGCUGGUGUACGCGCUGCUGCACCGCGCCUACUACAACAACCACGUCCUCGUGCGGUACCGGCCUCUGCAGCCCAGCGCUCCCCCUGCGUCCCCAGCGGGGCCCGCGGCCGACGAGUCUCAGGGCUCAUCCGAGGAGGAGGAGAAGGAGGAGGAGGAGGAGAAGGAGGAGGAGAAGGAGGAGGAGGAGGAGGCCGCCGCCGCCUGGGAGACCGUGGAGGAGUCCUACGAGGAGCCGGCGGCCACCGAGGGAACAACAAACCAUCAGCAUGAAAACUCCGAUAAGGAUGCGCAAGUCGCGGAGAGCGAGGAAGAAGCGACGUGUAACAAAAACCAAGAAGGAUCUCACUGAGAAGCAUUCCGACGCGCCACACACCAGACCCAGAAAAGCUGGGAGGAACGAGAAAAGAUGAAGAAAGAAGAAUCUGUGGCUCAUUGUUUUUGGUUUUUCAUUUUUUAGAAGCGCGUGGGAAUUUCAUUAACACCAAUGUCAUUCUGAACCGCAUCGCCCCAAGAGUGAUAUCCAAUGAAAUCUGCCUUUUCUGUUACACUUGACAGUUAUGUUUGACAACAUUUGUUCUCAUCAAAAAUAAGCUUGUUUUAAAUUUAUAAACUGGAAUGAAGGCAGAUUUUAUUUAGAUAAAUUAUCUGAAAUCUCUCUUUUACCUCUUUGUUUUGGCACACUCUACCUUCAU
This is a messenger RNA of Hyaena hyaena (striped hyena), 1636 nucleotides long. RefSeq names its product cancer/testis antigen 47A-like. NCBI's taxonomy places the organism in Eukaryota, Metazoa, Chordata, Mammalia, Carnivora, Hyaenidae. The transcript has 3 exons. Bases 61 to 1293 code for a protein of 410 amino acids. The record is from RefSeq and is a predicted model, not a curated record.